AUGAUUUCGAGCAAAAUUGCAAGCACUAUUAGAGCUUCAUCCAGACUUGCACAAGUAUCCCACCAAUUCCACUCCACGCCGCGCAGCAUGGCUACCCUAGGUGCUCCCUCGAAGAAACAUAAGGUGACGGUAGUUGGUUCUGGUAAUUGGGGAUCAACGAUAGCCAAAAUUGUUGCCGAAAACACAAAAGCGCACCCCGAAACUUUCGAAGAAGAUGUGCAAAUGUGGGUGUACGAAGAAGAAGUAACCAUACCGAAAGAGUCGAAGCAUUACGACGAGUCAUCCGGAGAUAAACCUCAGAAACUUACAGAAAUAAUCAACAAGUACCACGAGAACGUCAAAUACCUCCCAGAUAUUGCGUUGCCCAAGAAUAUCAUUGCGAAUCCUUCGGUAGAGGAAGCUGUCAAGGACUCUUCUAUCCUGAUCUUCAACUUGCCUCACCAAUUUAUUGGCCGCAUCUCGAAACAACUGGAAGGAAAGAUUCUACCUUUCGCAAGAGGUGUCUCCUGUAUAAAAGGUGUAAAUGUGACGGAGUCUGAAAUCAGUCUUUUCAGCGAGUGGAUUGGCGAAGGUUUGGGAAUAUACUGUGGUGCUCUUUCUGGAGCAAACAUUGCAAACGAAAUCGCACUUGAAAAAUGGUCGGAAACUACAGUAGCUUACGAUCCUCCUGUCAUCGACUCUCAGGCCGCGACACCAACUGGACCAUCUCCAUCUAGCUCUCAGAUCAAUCUUACCAUUACAGACACGGACAAGCAACAGGAUCUUAAAGAUUCGCGUGGCCGUACGACCAAGGCUAGACUAAGGGCUGUGCCAUCUUCGUACCCUCCUCUUGACCAUUCAGUCUUCAAAUCGCUAUUUCAUAGACCUUAUUUCCACGUGCGAAUGGUUUCAGAUGUCGCAGGUGUUUCUCUUGGUGGAGCGUUGAAGAACAUUGUCGCAUUAGCGGCAGGAUUUGUUGAAGGGCGAGGAUGGGGUGAUAAUGCUAAAGCUGCCGUCAUGCGAGUUGGUUUAUUGGAAAUGGUUGAAUUCGGCAAAGAGUUCUUCGGCCACUCUGUCCACACAGCUACCUUUACUGAAGAAAGUUGUGGUGUCGCAGAUCUGAUCACUAGUUGCAGUGGAGGUCGUAACUUCAAGUGCGCAAGGAUGGCAGCUGAGAGGAACGUCUCCGUUGCAGAGGUUGAGAAGACAGAAUUGAAUGGCCAAAUGCUUCAGGGAACAAGUACCGCUAAGGAGGUCAACAGUUUCUUGAAAGCGAGAGGAAGAGAAGAUGCAUAUCCACUUUUCAAAGCAGUGCUCGAUAUCCUUGAAGGACGAAAGACGGUGGAUGACAUUCCGGAUUUGGUGGCGAGACCUGAUGAAUGA
Molecule: messenger RNA, 1362 nt
Organism: Glarea lozoyensis ATCC 20868
Lineage: Eukaryota; Fungi; Ascomycota; Leotiomycetes; Helotiales; Helotiaceae
Product: 6-phosphogluconate dehydrogenase C-terminal
Exons: 4
Coding region: 1-1362 (453 amino acids)
Biological process (GO): carbohydrate metabolic process; glycerol-3-phosphate catabolic process
Cellular component (GO): glycerol-3-phosphate dehydrogenase (FAD) complex; cytosol; nucleus
Molecular function (GO): NAD binding; glycerol-3-phosphate dehydrogenase [NAD(P)+] activity
Source: RefSeq, a predicted model, not a curated record